AUGAAGAAAUGCAACGUCAUUACCUGCACAAGGAGCAAGAACCCGAUCUUUUUUAGUUAUUCCCUCUUAGAUCUACACAUACAAAGAGUUACUUAUGUCAGGGAUCUCGGAGUAACACUAACGCAAACUCUAUCUUCGGACAUACAUGUUCAGGAUAUCUGUGCUAGAGCCAACCGUCUCUUGGGAUAUAUACUGAGAUCAACUAGAGGGCUAACCAGCCAAAUAGCUCUUAAACUGUUGUAUUUUGCUCUGGUCAGACAGGUCCUGGAAUUCUCUGCAGCCGUCUGGUCUCCUUAUCGCACUGGUUUAAUCUCAGACUUACAAAAAAUCCAAGAUAAAUUCGUCAGAAUGGUGGGAGUGCGUCAGGGUAUGAAUUAUCGUGAGGUCCCAGUCAAUUUAAUGUCGAAGGAGCUCCAAAUAUCUCCACUAGUGGUCCGCCGGAAGCUGCAAGAUGCACUGUUCCUCUUCAAGUUGAUCAAUGAUGUAAUUAAAUGUCCUGAAUUGCUCCAGAAGACUAAUUUUCGUGUUCCAUCCGGUACAAGAUCUCAAGAGCUGUUCUGGAGAAAACACCAUCCUACCUCCUACGACUGGAGCUGCUCCUUUGGCCAGAAUCCGGAGAGUCGGCUGCACUAUCUCCAGCUCGGUAGAUUUCUUCAACUCUUCUCUCCCAGCAUUUAG
Homalodisca vitripennis (glassy-winged sharpshooter) is the source of this 678-nucleotide messenger RNA. RefSeq lists its product as uncharacterized. Bases 1 to 678 code for a protein of 225 amino acids. NCBI's taxonomy places the organism in Eukaryota, Metazoa, Arthropoda, Insecta, Hemiptera, Cicadellidae. The transcript has a single exon. The record is from RefSeq and is a predicted model, not a curated record.